This is a messenger RNA of Trypanosoma brucei brucei TREU927, 1578 nucleotides long. Its product is annotated as choline dehydrogenase, putative. The record is from RefSeq and is a predicted model, not a curated record. The coding region runs from base 1 to 1578 and encodes 525 amino acids. Lineage: Eukaryota; Euglenozoa; Kinetoplastea; Trypanosomatida; Trypanosomatidae. Gene Ontology annotation, molecular function: flavin adenine dinucleotide binding; oxidoreductase activity, acting on CH-OH group of donors. The transcript has a single exon.
AUGCGGUGCAACAAAGCAUUACAUCGGUAUGAUGCUGUUGUGGUGGGUGGGGGUCUUGCGGGGUGCCUUGUCGCCGGCCGUCUUGCGAUGGACAACCGGCGGAUUGCCGUUAUUGAAGAGGGUGAAGAUAUUCGGCGACAGCCCCGGUGGCAUCGUAACUUGGCAUGUAGCCUCCUGUCGCAUAGAUGCGGGGGCCGUGGUUACGAGAGCCAUACCAACGUUACAACUCCUCAGCUUUCGCAUGAAAAGGAAAAUGCCCCUGCACCCGUCAUGAUUCCAACACCGAAAGUGCUUGGCGGUGGCGGAGUCAUGGGAGGCCGGUCAUGGCUUAUUGGUGAUGAGGCGGAUUGGACUGCAACUCCAUGGGACUUCCGUGGUGAUCUUUUACCUCGUGUGCAACGCUUGGAAAAUGUGGAAGGCGCAGGCCCACACCGCGGUCGUCGGGGGAGGUUUACCGUUGGUCGCUCGCACGCCCAAUCUCCACUUUUUAGGGUAUUUUGCGAAGCAAUGUCAAAAGACACGUCAAUAACAAGUGAUUUCAACAAGAAGGCGUUUGCUGUGCGGACGGGUUGCGGGCGUACUGAGUCUUUUGUAGACCCAAAUACAGGUGUGGCGCAUACCACACUGCAGAGUUACUUGAUGGACGCCAUCGAACUUAGGCGACCGCUAGACGUGAUAUGCAACGCGAGAGUCUUUGGUAUCAGCAGCGGUAAGGACGACCCGGCUAUUGCAACUGGUGUCUCCUACACCCAAAAGGGUGAAACGGUGCAUGUUGAAGCAGAUGAUGUUAUUCUUUGCGCUGGAGGGAUCGGUACACCAUUACUCUUAGCUGCAUCCCGCGGUCCACUUCCCAUCGACCAGUCGGUUGGCACAAAUUUUUGGGAUGCACCGCAGGUGAAGCUCCAAUUUCGUACCCCAUCGUCGCUCAGUCACAAUUGCUUCAUGGACCCGUUGGUGCAGGCAUUUUUGUGGCCCAAUGUAACGUACGGCACCCCUAUUAGUUCCCUGCGUUCUGCAUAUGACGACAUGAUUUGUUUCUGGUCGAGCACAGGAGGACAAACCCCUGAUGUAAAAUUCAUUUUUCAGCCGUUCACGCUCAACAAUGACGGCUCACAACCGAAAAAUGUGACUCAUGGAGUGCAGAUUAUUGCUCAGCUGCUGAAGCCCAAAAGUCGCGGGUCCAUAUGCGCUGAUGGCACCAUUAACCCGCAGUAUUUUUCCCAUACGGAUGAUGCAGCAGUUCUCAGCAAAGCCGUGGCGCGAGUGAAGGAGCUGUCGAAGGUAUUGCCUUUUUCUAACCUUUUUUCUGAACUUAUUGCUGAGCAUUUUGAGUCAGCAGGCGUCUACGGCGGGGCAACGUACCCGGCGGUCGCACCUGAGACAUUUCUCGUGAAAGGUACGCGAAACGUGUAUGCAUGUGACGAAAGUAUUUUGCCCUCCCCAUUGUUAGGUGGAUCUCUGCCUUUUAUAUUGGCUUUAGGGGAAAAAUUUAGUGAUCAUUAUUUGCAGAAACUGGAGACUACCGGUAAAGCAGCUGCAUCGGAAGGUAUCGAUGCGAAGGCGCGUAUAAUUUAUUGA